Molecule: messenger RNA, 648 nt
Organism: Gongylonema pulchrum
Lineage: Eukaryota; Metazoa; Nematoda; Chromadorea; Rhabditida; Gongylonematidae
Source: the annotation of a GenBank genome assembly
AUGGAGCCUCGUGUGAAUAUUGCUAUAGCCAGUAUUGUAUCGGGCGCAGUAAUCCUGACUUGCAUUUACACUGUAGCAUUGCUAGUCGGUCAAAUGAAUUCCUUGUAUGACGAAGUAAUGAAUGAUAUGCAGCAAAUUAAAGCUAUCAACGAAGAUGCCUGGGAUGGAAUGAUGCAGUUGCAAGCCAGAAAAUCGGCUAGCACAAAAAAAAUUUUGCAAAUUCAACAAUUUUUUCUCGGUCAAAUUCGAAGGACGAAGCGAGAGUUGUCUGUACAGUGUGAAUGCGCUCAUCGUCCAAAUCGAUGUCCACCGGGCCCUGAAGGUCCACCUGGAGAAAAAGGAGAACCUGGAGGCUUGUUUUUUUCGAGUGCUAUUCACAAUAUGAAUGCAUAUUUUGAUCCAGGCGAGCCAGGAACACCAGGUAUUCCCGGGGCUGCCGGUAUUGUUGGAAUCUUAAAUCUGCCGCAACCAGGCUGUGUACAAUGCCCAGCUGGGCCGAUAGGUCCACCAGGCCCUGUUGGGCAACCAGGUGAGAUUGGACGUCCUGGGAAACCUGGUGCUGAUGGGAAACCUGGAAGAGACGGUACACCAGGGCCACCGGGGCCACCGGGCGAUGUCGGUGAACCAGGUGAUACGUUUGUAUUAUAA